Molecule: messenger RNA, 4494 nt
Organism: Xyrauchen texanus (razorback sucker)
Lineage: Eukaryota; Metazoa; Chordata; Actinopteri; Cypriniformes; Catostomidae
Product: sterile alpha motif domain-containing protein 1-like
Exons: 7
Coding region: 43-1860 (605 amino acids)
Molecular function (GO): DNA binding; protein binding
Source: RefSeq, a predicted model, not a curated record
AGAGAGGCGCUCGGCCAAAGCCAACGGAACGCGUACCGCAACAUGUCGGAGCCGAAAUACCGACAAUGGAUCCUGGAAACCAUCGACUCCCUGCGCUCGAGAAAAGCCCGACCGGACCUGGAGAGGAUCUGCCGAAUGGUGCGACGGAGACACGGCUCAGACCCGGACCAAACCAGGGCUGAACUAGAAAAACUGAUCGAGGAGCAAACUGUGCUCAAAGUUAGCUACAAAGGCUCCAUUUCUUACCGGAAUGCCGCAAAAGUGCAAAGAAAAUGCCGCAAGAGAAUGGAGCAAACCAGCGGCAGUGGCGAGUCGGUGCGCGAACAAACCAAACACGCCAACGGCGACAGCGCGCACAGUUUCACGGACCACGGAGAAUGCGAAGAUAGGCAUCCGGAGGACAGAGGGGUGAGUGCGUGCCCGGACCACCUGCCCCAAACAUCGCUUUACACUCUUGAAGGGGGAGAAAAGGAUUUACCUAGCGGAAACUGGUUUAGUUGUGGCGCAACGGGCAGCUCUGUCGGGAGCGUCAACGCAAGUGCAUCGAAAGACGACAGAUUAAUCGCUCGGGCGGGAGGAAGCGGCUCCGCGCUCCGCGGCGAUGCUUCAAGUGCGUGCAUACGGCCCGACGGAGAAAACACACUCGGUGUCGGCCACGAGGAGGGCAAUGAAGACCAGGAACAGAAAACUUGCUCGAGCGUCAACAGUCCGCCUCCGAGAAACAAGCUCCCCGCGUCCCCCAAACCCAAGGGGUCUGGGACGCGCUCCUGUGAGACCAGCGCUGAUCUAGGCGACCGGCUGGUUGUUGCGGUCCGAAGUCUGUCCGAGAGGCUCCAACGGGGCCACGAACCACUGGCGCUGAAAGAUAUCCUCGGUCACCUAGGCACGCAGAGCGGGAUGCCCGGGGAAAAGCUGACACGCAAUCGCGUCAAAGUGGUGCUGGAGCGCGAGAUUGAGAUGGGUCGCCUGCGCAGGAGCCGCCUCGGCCACAUCACUCUUCCCGCGAGGGGGAUGGGGGCGGCCAAGCCGUCCGCGCGGCUCCUGAAGAGCGCACUGCAGGACGGACAUCUCGCGAAAAAGGAAGAGGAAGAACGAAUGGAGACAGAGGGUGAGGAGGAGGGAACGAAGGAAAAUUCAGUGAGCACAGCUGAGGAUGUUCCCAAGACCGUUACUGAUGAGGGUCCCACAGGCGUCGAAGCCUGCACGGACCACACCUCAACUGACAUGGAAGUUGAGGCUGAUAAUGGCAACAGUUUACGAAUGACGUCUGAGGGGAAACCCCAGUUAACCCAGCCACUGGAGUCGUCAAACCAAUCCGCCGUACAGCAGGAAGUCGAUGUGGGUGGAAGUGAAGAGAACACAAUGUCUGUAGAGUCUGAGGAUGCUGGUUUUGAGAACAGUGCAGUUACACCUGAUCUGCUACAUCCAAGCACGGAGGAUCAUGUAAUUGUGAUGUCAGAACCUGUAAAGGCUCCACUGUCAAUUCCUUUAAGAAACUGUUCAGGCUGUAAGAUGGAAGUGUCGUCAUGUCUGCUGACUCCCUCUGCCUCUCCAGGAGCAGCCGAGGAACGAGGGAUGAAUGAAGGAAUUGGUGGCUUUGUGAAGUUGGAGUCAAAUGGUUUGAACCCGGCUGACUGGACUGUAGCAGACGUGGCCAGCUAUUUCACUGCUGCUGGAUUCCCGGAGCAGGCCCUCGCCUUCAGGACACAGGAAAUCGACGGGAAGUCCCUCCUCCUAAUGCAGAGGAAUGAUGUGCUAACAGGCCUGUCAAUCAGACUGGGUCCCGCCCUAAAGAUCUAUGAACGUCACGUGAAGGUGUUGCAGAGGACCCACUUCCAAGACGAUGAAUCAUUCUGCUGAUACAGGCACAUGUUUGCUAUUGUAUCUUACAAAUGAACUUCUAUGUACAUAAACCAAACAUUCUGUGCACUUAAAGGCGACAUAUUAUGCCCCUUUUUACCUCAGGUGUCCCCAGAAUGUGUCUGUCAAGUUUCAGCUCAAAACACCUCACAGAUCGUUUAUUCUACCAUCCCUUUACACCCCUGUGUGAACAACGGGCUGUUUUAGUGUCUGUAGCUUUAAAUGCAAAUAGCUGCUGCUCCCCACACCCCUUUCUGGAAGUGGGCUGUGCCUUUCCUGCUGUUGCCAUGGAUACCCCGCCAACAACAAUGCAGGAGAACUUAAAUGGUUAGAAAAUUAUAAAUAACACGGAGAACACACCAAGUCAUUCAUCUUACUGUAUUGUGGCAUAACAAAGGUUGAGUUACGAAAUAUGAAAAACAGCUAUAGUUGUCGAAAAUACCACUGUCAUUUCAUAAUCGUUUUUUAAAUAAUUACCGGUUUUAUUAAGCGGAAAAUCAUCAUUGCAUGACCACUCAAGCGGGACUGUGGAGGACGCCAAUCAGUUUAUAUCGUAACCGAAGCAGAGCUACAGCUUCAUUGUUCUGGAAUAAGGUAGUUAGGGACUUAAAAUGGUAUAAAGUGUGAAACUUGCCACUUUUGGGUCAUGGAGAGUUGGUAUCGAUCCAUCCUUGAUCCUUCGCUUUGAAGCAAAUCCAGCCUUGUGUUGACCAUCACUGAUGAAGCUGUCCGAGUUAGCACAAGCGGCUCUAGCGAGGAGAUAAAUAUGGCGGACUUUGCGCUGCUCACUCAGGUUUAAUGAUGACGGAUCGAAGCUACUCUGGUGGAUCUCUUCACCAGCCAUGGGCGGUACCUUCUCCCCUUUUCACGUCAUUAGGCACUCCUAACCUGAAUGGCUCGUUCAGAGACACCGUUUUCUAUUGAUGGGGAAAGGAAAGAAGUGAGGGGAUGGUAUUUUACCAUAUUUUGUGGUUGUCUACACACACUGGGGACACGUGAUUAUGUUAAAAACAAUCAAAAAGUGUAUUUUGCAUAAUAUGUCCCCUUUAAUGCCUCUCUGACAUGGAUUCUGCUGCUCGAAUUGUGACUUUUGACCCUGAAUAAAUGCCAUCAACUGGAUUGGAUCUGCAUAAUCUCUUAAGGGCACUAGAGGGCAGAACAUUACCUUUUCUUUUGUUUCACCUCAAUGGUUAAAUUGUUUUCUGUGGAAGUAAACGAAUACUUGGAGAUUCUGAUAUUGCACAGAAAUUGUAAAAGAACUGUUUUUUUCUCAAUGUUGAGGGAAGACAUCUUGAGGAAAACCUGAAUAAGCUGCAUCAUUCUGAAAGAGGUACAAAAGAGGUACAGAGUGAACUUUCUGAAUCAGCUAAAGGAAUUUUCUGCAACAAAGUUACCGGGAGUCAGAGAGUCAAGAAAUUGGGCAGUUUAAGCGUCGGACACUGCUGACCAUGUGAUUGACCAUUUGAGUUUCGCAAUGCAGCACCUACCGAUGGGAAUACAGACAGUGAAGCUCACGAAUCCGCCGCUGAUGCAGUUGGAUAUUGCAGUCAAGUCAGAACGGCUGCUUGAAACCAACAGAACUUCAACUUGGCGACCUGCACCAAUUUAUUCGCUGUCAGUCUGAACAGCCUUUAAGGGUCAACAUACUGGUCAACUCUUGUUGCAAGGACGCCGACCCUUGUCUUCCCUCAAAAUGGAUUUUUGGCGCCAAUCUAGUAACACAUUCAAGAAGAAGAAAAAAACAUUCAAAACGUUCUAGGGCGGCUUAGUGGGUAGCACUGCCGCCUCGCAGCAAGAAGGGUUUGAGUCCUGGCUCAAUCGGGCCUUUCUGUGUGGAGUUUGCAUGUGCUCCGGUUUCCCCCACAGUCCAAUAGACAUGCAGGUUAAGUUCAUUGGAGACCCUAAAUUGCUGUAGGUGUGAGUGAGAAUGUGUAUGUUGCCGUGUGAUGGAGUGGCCACCUGUCCCGGGUGUUUCCCUUGCCCUACAUAGGACAAGUGGCUAUAGAAGAUGAAUGGAUGGAUUGCGAAAGUCCCAUCCAGAGUUCUUCUGGCCACGUCAAAUGUGAAGUGACAACCGGAUUUAGCUGAAGUGUGUACGUGGUCAACAUGUAUGCAGAUUUCUUGCACGCAAUCAAGCAGGCUUAUCUCACUGAGGAUGUCCCUUCAAAGCCUGCAACACAACAACUUACUGUUUGACCUCAUUUAACCUCGGAUUCAUAAGCCAUAUUAAUUUGGCACAUGGAAUGUUACCAUUGAUAACUGCAAAGCAUUUGUAAAUAACUAUUGGAGGUGAAGUCCAAGUUGCAAAGCAAUGGACGUAUUCCUCCAACAGCAGUUUUACCAUGUGUCUUGAUUGUCUGCAAAUGCACCGAGAGCACCCAGAAGCCAUUGCUGUUUUUAAAUAUUAACAUUUGUAAAUAACGUCAGCCCGUCUUCCAUUACUGUUGACAGUUCCUGUAAAUGAUAAUAAAGUUUCCAUUUAACACAUAUCAAGAAUUGACUCCAUGAAGAGAAGAGACUUUAUUUAAAGGACAACACAUUUCUAACAAGCUUAUAAGACCAAAACAUGGAUGUCUUAUGACCAUUUAUUCAAGUGUCUUCUACAUUGUCAGUUAUGAAGGAGUCAUCAGACUC